Gossypium raimondii (Peruvian cotton) is the source of this 1469-nucleotide messenger RNA. RefSeq names its product lysine histidine transporter 2. Gene Ontology annotation, cellular component: plasma membrane. The coding region runs from base 49 to 1371 and encodes 440 amino acids. The record is from RefSeq and is a predicted model, not a curated record. The transcript is spliced from 7 exons. NCBI's taxonomy places the organism in Eukaryota, Viridiplantae, Streptophyta, Magnoliopsida, Malvales, Malvaceae.
UCACUAUCAAACGAAGAUCAGAAACCAAACCCAAGGUAAAAAAAAAAAAUGGAGAUUCAACCUGAGAAGCGUGAGUCAGCACCAUCAAAUGAUGAUUCUUUGAACGAUUGGCUUCCCAUUACUAAAUCCAGAAACGCUAAAUGGUGGUACUCUGCUUUUCACAAUGUCACCGCCAUGGUUGGAGCUGGUGUUUUGGGUCUCCCUUAUGCUUGUUCUUUACUUGGAUGGGGACCUGGAGUUGCUAUAAUGGUAUUGUCAUGGGUUAUCACUUUUUAUACACUAUGGCAAAUGGUUGAGAUGCAUGAGAUGGUUCCUGGAAAGCGUUUUGACCGGUACCAUGAGUUGGGCCAGUAUGCGUUUGGAGAAAAGCUUGGGCUUUGGGUUGUGGUGCCCUUGCAACUGAUGUGUGAAGUCGGUGUUGACAUCGUUUAUGUUGUUACCGGGGGGACAUCGAUGAAGAAGAUUUACAACGUGUUGUACCCUGAUGGCAAAGAGAUUCGAUCAACAUGGUUUUACGUGGCGUUCGGAGCUCUUCACUUUUUCCUCUCCCAUCUCCCCAGUUUCAAUUCCAUCACUGCCAUCUCCUUUUUUGCUGCUUUGAUGUCUCUAAGCUAUUCAACCAUUGCUUGGGUAGCUUCAGUUCGAAAAGGGGUUCAGCCAACCGUGAGUUAUGGUCCGAGGAGUGCUACACCAAAGGCUCAAGUGUUUGAUUUCUUCAGUGGAUUGGGAGAUGUAGCUUUUGCUUUUGCCGGUCAUAAUGUGGUAUUGGAGAUACAAGCAACGAUCCCAUCGACACCCGGAAAGCCAUCCAAAGGACCAAUGUGGAAAGGGGUAGUUAUAGCUUAUCUCGUUGUCGCAGCAUGUUAUUUUCCGGUUGCCUUUUGCGGUUACUUGGUGUUUGGAAACCAAGUCGAGGACAACGUCCUAGUUUCGCUAGAAAAACCGGCUUACCUCAUUGUAGCAGCCAAUGCGUUCGUUCUCGUUCAUGUCAUUGGAAGUUACCAAGUCUUUGCGAUGCCAGUUUUUGACAUGAUGGAAUCAUUUCUAGUGAAACAAAUGCAUUUCAAGCCAAGUUUGAUGCUUCGGACCAUUACACGAACUUCUUACGUUUUAUUUACAAUGCUAGUAGCAAUAACGUUACCUUUCUUUGGUGGGUUACUAAGUUUCCUUGGAGGAUUUUGUUUUGCCCCAACAUCUUACUACAUCCCUUGCAUCAUAUGGCUUGUUAUCUACAAACCAAAGAGAUUCAGCUUGUCAUGGUUCGCAAACUAUAUUUGCAUUGGUAUUGGGUUGAUUUUGACGAUUUUGGGACCAAUAGGAGGAAUGAUUUCUCUCAUUCAUUCAUCGCAGACCUUCAAAUUUUUCUCUUAGAUUAUGUUUGUUACCUUCAUAUUGUACUCUUAGAUUAAGUUUGUUUUGUCGUUGGGUUUUUCUUUUUACAUUCAAACCCUUCCCUUUUUUUUUUUUAA